AUGAACGCUGCGGUCGACGGACCGCCAGUCCUCCAAAACGGCGGCGGCGCUGCACCGCAGAGCAACGGCCAUGCCUCCGACUUCUCACAGGUGCUUGAGGCCAUACAGGCCGUGUAUGCACCUACCAGCAGCAACGAGACCCGCCGUCAAGCCACCGAAUACCUCGAGCAGGCUAGGCGGGACCCCCAUGCACCCUCACAUGGCUACACACUGGCCACUGACCAGUCGCUGCUGGUGCACGUCCGAUACUACGGCCUCGGUCUGCUGGAGUAUUCCAUCAAGUACAGCUGGGACGAUUUCACCGUCGACCAGGGCACCGUGCUGAAGGACUACGUGCUGAAACUUGCGAGGAAUGUCACUGAGAACGACCAGGUGUACUUCAGGAACAAAGUCGCGCAGCUAUGGACCGAAGUCGCCAAACGAAACUGGGGUGCUGAGUGGCUGAACAUGGACGAGCAGCUGGUCUCUCUCUGGACGACCUCCCUCCACCACCAAGCCAUCGUUCUCUACGUCCUCGAAACGCUGUCCGAGGAGGUCUUCAACCGUGAAGAUGCCACUGCGGGCCUGCGAGGCAGUGAUCUGGGUCGUGCGUGCGUUGAGAUCUUCACACCGCUGCAAGUGCUGCAGGAGCAGCUGCCUACACGAGACAAGAGUCUGGACGUACGGUUCGGCGACGAAGGGUGGCUGCAGAGGCUAUGCGAUAACUUGGGCUGGUGUUUGGGACAAGACUACCAGAACCAGGAGGCAAUUCGGACGUCUGGCGUCAAGACGAUGAAUGCGCUGCGAGCUGCCAUGCCCUGGAUCAUCCCAAAGGCGAUAGCUGCGACGGGCGUCAUUGAGGCAGUCUGCAAGGCGCUCUCGGUACCUGUGGUAGAGCUGCAGCUGGCCGCCGUCGAAGUCCUGCAAGCCAUCUACAGCCGAAGCCACCUCAACGAUGACGAGUUUCAGGAGCUUGUGUGCCCAAUGUUCACACCUGGCAGCAUCUCGUUACUGCGCGAGGUGUACAACUGGGCGAUAUCUGACAUGAACAUCGAUGACCUAGACGACCAGAAAUACACGCUGUGCAAGAAGCUGUCAGAGCUGGCGAAUAGUCUCGGUCUGUUCAUCGAACAGAAGCCCCAAAGCAUUCCUGACAGCAGUGAUCUGUCCGGCAUCUUCGGCUUCCUCUACGACAUCCUACGAAAUCCCAGCCUCGUCAUCUCGAUACCUGUCCUUCAUUGUUGGACCAAGCUUCUGCGGUCACGCAUGGUCCGAGAUUCCGAUGUCGUCAACUCGAUGGUUGGCGGCCUGCUGGAGACAUGCUGUGCACGUCUGAUCCGCUACGAAUCGUUGCCUGAAGACACUGAAGACGUGACCCUGCAAUUCUUGAAUGAAGACAUCGACACAGUCCCAGAGCGGCAUGCCUUCCUGGGCAACUACCGCAGGUUUUGUGCCGAUGUUGUCGAGGUACUCGUCCGGAGAACACCAGUCGAUGCCAUGCAACACAUCCUUGCUCAAGCCGCAAGCAUGCUCUCAAACUUGUACAGCGACAAGCCCGCUUUCCAGCAACAGACAUUCUCCAAGAACUCUGCUGCGGUCUUGCAAGUUGAUGCUCAGGUCACAGUCAUCGAAGCGGCGAUCAAGGGCUACCUAAAGUGGCUCAACACACAAGGUGAAGACAUGCAAGCAGAUGAGCGGAAGCGCGCGACUUUGGAGAACUCGUUCGAGGACUGGGGACGGCAAAUACUCCAAGCACGGUUUGAGGAUCCUGAAAUCGCAAAGAAGAUCAUCUCGCUCAUGUCUACAUUCUCCACAAAAGCAUUACCAGACCGCUCUGCCUUUGCACUGAGUUUCCUUGAGUACAUGCUCACGAUUCGACUUGCCGACAAUCCCAACUUUGCCCAGUACUCUGAUGCAGUCAAGGAUCUUGAGCGCAUUUGCAGUCUGGAGAUGCAAAAGCUGGCGAUGAAGUUCGCCGAUGACUUUAUGAACGUAUACGACCAACUAGAGAACAAGGUCAACGAGAUGAUCGCUGAUCCCACGACCGACGAACGUCAGCGGAUGGCAUACUCCGCUUUCCUUUUCAUUAUCAUUCAUAGAUGUACGACAUUAGACAAGUCGACGCAAGAGCAGCGCAUGAGGCAGAUGUUGAACCAAGUCAAGGACGCGUGGGCCAACGAUAGUUUCUCCAAGUCCAUUUCAGAGUUCCAGUCUUUCUGCGGUAUUCUCGGCAUGGGUCAGCUGCCCGAGUUCCUUGCCGCCAACAAUUUCCGUGGUGUGCAAGACUGGUCGAGUCAGCCGCUUGGAAGCGAUGGUCAGGCUCUCCAGGCUGCGGUCCUGGAGCGGUCGCAACAGCUGCCGUUGCGAUUAACCAAGACCAUGCUCGCAGCUUCGACUGAGAAACUGCGAGACGGCUCCCCGGCGUAUGAAACUGCCGCUGCACUCUGGGCAGAGGCGAUCCCAACACUCCUUCCAAAUCUUCUACAGCUUAUCAGCCACGCCCAAGCAUUCAACGACAUCGACAGCAACUGGUCACACCUACCACCUGAGCUUCAACAGGUCAUUCGUAGGGUGUUGACAGACCGCUUCUGGCAGGCAGGUAUCUCGACAGAGAGCAGGGAUGACUUCUUCGCAAGAGUUAGUGGCUCCAAGUCCACCUACGAAGGCUUUGCAUCGACUAUUAGGGGCACGGUGCGACAGAUCAGGGAGAGCUCAUACUACAUCUUGUACUCUCUGACAAAGUUUCGAGACCAUUUCUAUGGUAUCUCAGAGCUUCCUGGGCCGCUCAGUCAAGCACUCUUUGGGCACGCUCACGCUCUGACAGCACAUCAUUUGUCCGUUCUGCUCACAGUCUCGACACAUCUGAUCGAGGGUUGUCCAGCACAUCUUCGAUCACACUUCUUGCCACCCAUGGUUCAAGGCCUGUUCAGGGAGCUGGAUAGGAAGAUCUGUACUGAGUGGGACGAGGUCGCUCGUCAGGUGGCGGAGUCGGGGGAGAACGACAACUUGACUGAUGAGAUGAAGACGGAGAGCAUUCUUCGCCAACUUACGUACUCAUCCGUCUCGCUGGUCGCCGUCCUCCUUGAUUCGAGACAAGAAUUCGGGCGCUCAGAAGACACCCCACGCGACCCUAGCGGUCCCCCAAUGUGCGACUUCCUCCUCUUGACCCCCUCCGUCCUCGAACCUAUCCUCAUGUUCUGCAACUCCACGAUCCGUGUCCGCGACACCCGCUCUGUGGUAGUUAUCGUCCGCGUCCUGCGCAACCUCCUUCCACGCUUCAAAGAGAAGUCUCCCAUCCGCGACUACUUCUGUAACGACAUCCUCAAGUCCGCCAUAACGUCCCUCCACGAACCCUACUUUGUCGACUGUCAAAAAGAACUCGCCAGCCUCAUAGCAGGUAUAAUCCAUAUCGACGACGAGAUCCCCAGAUCUAUCAUCUUGAGUUUGCCUGGAAUGGGCGACUACAGUCGCGUCGACCGCCGUCUCGCGAAGCUGCGCAGCGCAAACCGCAGCGACGAGCGUAUGCAACGCUCCAUCGUGCUCGAUCUGCUGAGCUCUAUCAAGGGCGUGAGUAUCCAUGAGCAGGGCAAGAUCCAGCGCAGCGCGCCCAAGAAGCGGUCCGCAGCCAUGGAGCAGUACAUGGCUGUCGAUCAAGCGCCUAGUAUCGUUCGCGGCACGAGUCCGGGUUUGGCGGGCGUCGCGGAUAUGUUCGACGAGUCCUAG
Didymella exigua CBS 183.55 is the source of this 3702-nucleotide messenger RNA. Its product is annotated as ARM repeat-containing protein. The record is from RefSeq and is a predicted model, not a curated record. Bases 1 to 3702 code for a protein of 1233 amino acids. Gene Ontology annotation, molecular function: nuclear export signal receptor activity; small GTPase binding; RNA binding. Gene Ontology annotation, biological process: RNA export from nucleus; protein export from nucleus. NCBI's taxonomy places the organism in Eukaryota, Fungi, Ascomycota, Dothideomycetes, Pleosporales, Didymellaceae. Gene Ontology annotation, cellular component: cytoplasm; RNA nuclear export complex; nucleus. The transcript is spliced from 4 exons.